AUGAUUCUCACGAGUGAUGGCUGUGUCUAUGGAUGGGGUUAUAAUAAAUACGAACAGUUUGGUUGGGGAUCAGACAGUGAUAUACAAAAUGGAGACACAUUUCGAGUGAAUUUCAAUCCUAAUCACGAAAUAAAAAGAAUUUAUUGUAGUCCUUACUCUUCAUUUGCCAUCACAUCCGAGGGACAGGUGUUUAGUUGGGGUCUAAAUGAAUGGUAUAAUUUGGGACACAAUUCAUCCGAUAAUAUAUGGGAACCAAAACUCAUUGCAGACAUGACUGUUGUUUCGGAAGUGAAUGAAUACAAGAGUUUGUUCAAAGAGUUGCAUUCAUUAGGUUCGGGAGCUUUUGGGGAAGUGAUGACAAUUUCAGGGAAUGCGCGCAAGAAAUACAAAAAUUGA
Molecule: messenger RNA, 396 nt
Organism: Oppiella nova
Lineage: Eukaryota; Metazoa; Arthropoda; Arachnida; Sarcoptiformes; Oppiidae
Source: the annotation of a GenBank genome assembly